Molecule: messenger RNA, 2012 nt
Organism: Bufo bufo (common toad)
Lineage: Eukaryota; Metazoa; Chordata; Amphibia; Anura; Bufonidae
Product: flavin-containing monooxygenase 5-like
Exons: 9
Coding region: 100-1683 (527 amino acids)
Molecular function (GO): N,N-dimethylaniline monooxygenase activity; flavin adenine dinucleotide binding; NADP binding
Source: RefSeq, a predicted model, not a curated record
CUCGGAUAAUAUAGGGUUAAAUAAGUCAACGCCUCAGUGCACAGAAGCAGGAAGCGCCUGCUGUUCUACUACUGAAACCAGGUUUUGUAGGCCACCACCAUGAGGAAGAAGGUUGCUGUGAUAGGAGCUGGAGCCAGCGGUCUGGUAGCUAUAAAAUGUUGCUUGGAGGAGGGUCUGGAACCUACGUGUUUUGAGAGAACAGAUGACAUUGGUGGACUAUGGAGAUUUGAUGAAAAACCUGAGGCGAGCAGAGCAAGUAUUUACAGUUCUGUUAUCAUUAACACUUCCAAGGAGAUGAUGUCUUACAGUGAUUUCCCUAUACCAGAUGAGUUCCCAAAUUUUAUGCAUAAUUCUAAGAUUUUGAGGUAUUUCAGACUCUACACUGAACACUUCCAGCUAACUCAAUAUAUCCGCUUUAAGACCACAGUGUGUAGUGUUAAGAAGCAGCCAGAUUUUGCUACAAGUGGACAGUGGGAGGUCAUCACUGAAAAGGACGGUAAACAGGAGACGGACAUUUUUGAUGCUGUACUUGUCUGCAGCGGUCAUCACACAGAAGCUCAUCUCCCUCUGAAAACAUUUCCAGGUAUUGAGAAGUUUAAAGGACGGUACCUUCACAGUCGAGAUUAUAAAAACCCAGAAGAAUUUCAAGGCAAAAGAGUCAUCGUCAUUGGGAUUGGAAACUCUGGUGGAGACAUUGCUGUGGAACUGAGCAGGACGGCUUCACAGGUGUUUCUUAGUACCAGAAGAGGAUCAUGGAUUUUGAACAGAGUAUCAGAUUAUGGUUAUCCCGCGGACAUGUUGUUCCUUACACGUUUUUACAAUACAAUGAAGCAUGUCAUACCCAGUUCCCUUUUGAAUACCAUUGCUGAGUCCAAGUUAAAUAAACGGUUUGACCAUGCAAAUUUUGGCCUAAAACCACAACAUCGUCUUUUUAGCCAACAUCCUAUGGUGAAUGAUGACCUCCCAAACCGAAUUAUUGCUGGCACUGUACUCGUGAAGUCCAACGUGGCAAAGUUUAAGGAAAAUGAUGCCAUUUUUGAUGAUGAGUCGGUGGAAAAAAAUAUUGAUGUUGUUAUAUUUGCCACGGGUUAUAGCUUCAGCUUUCCUUUUUGUGAGGAGCUUAAAGUCCAGAACAACAAGGUCUCGUUAUACAAAUACACCUUCCUACCAGAGCUCGAGAAGCAAACACUCGCCGUCAUUGGCUUGAUACAACCACUUGGGGCAAUUAUGCCCAUUUCAGAACUACAAUGCCGACUUGCCACAAGAAUCUUUGCCGGAGAAAAAUUGCUGCCAUCUGCUAGUGACAUGAAAGAAGAUGUCAGAAAAAAGAGAGAAGAAAUGGCGAAACGCUACGUUUGCAGUCAGCGGCACACUAUACAAGUCGACUACAUGGAAUAUAUGGAUGAACUGGCAGAAUUGUUAGGGGUGAAGCCAAACCUGUUGAGUCUCCUCGUAACUGAUCCCACGCUUGCCUGGAAUGUUUAUUUUGGGCCUUGUACACCAUAUCAGUAUCGGCUAUCUGGACCUGGGAAGUGGGUUAAAGCUAGGCCAGCCAUCUUAAAUCAAUGGGAUCGAGUUAUGAAACCAAUGAAAACUCGAUAUGUAGAACAAACCUCACACUUUUCUCUCUUGCAUGUAUUCAUGGGGCUAUUGGUACUUUUGACUGCAAUAUUCUGUUAUUAAUGAUUGAGGACAGUCCUGUACCUCCCUAUGUAGAAAUGAAAUGCAUUGUCCAUGUGUAAUUACAUGCCUGUAGAUUAAUGGCCCUGAACCUACUGAUGGGUUCGCUUUACCACCAGUGUCAAAGCCAGAGAAAUAAAGGGUGUUUUACUUGCCUAUUCACAGAAUUAAAGCAGUCUCUGAUAAAAAAAAAUAUAUAUAUUUUUUUUCCUGUAAUACAAAAAAAUGCAUAUAAAAAAAAUCCAUCAAUCAUAACUUGAUUUCGUUUGCAUUUUGAAAAGAGUAGUUAAAGGAGUUGUCCAUAGCCCCAAUGGUCCUAGCGUGUAACCAAU